Molecule: messenger RNA, 8459 nt
Organism: Brassica rapa (field mustard)
Lineage: Eukaryota; Viridiplantae; Streptophyta; Magnoliopsida; Brassicales; Brassicaceae
Product: probable WRKY transcription factor 10
Biological process (GO): regulation of DNA-templated transcription
Molecular function (GO): DNA-binding transcription factor activity; sequence-specific DNA binding
Source: RefSeq, a predicted model, not a curated record
AUAUAUACCUUGUCUACAAAAUAUAGAAUAUAUUCCUGAGUCCUAAAUUCCUAAUACUUACUUAGUUUGUGGGUGAUGGUAUAAUCUAUAACUCUGACUACAUUUGCCUUUAAAUUUUUUUAUGUAUUUAUCAUAUUCCUCGGUCAACAUUGUCUAUAUAUGUUAUUGAUUCUUAAGUAAAAAAAUAUAAUAAUAUAUAGAAAUAAUAAUUCUUAAAGAUAUUUCCACACUUGUGGUUAACCACUAAAACAUACAAAUAUUUUGAAACCGAACCAAAAAUUAACCAAAAUGUUUUGGUUUACAAGGUCAAGAUCAAGCGGUCGAAAUAUGAUCAAAUAUAUACCUUGUCUACAAAAUAUAGAAUAUAUUCCUGAGUCCUAAAUUCCUAAUACUUACUUAGUUUGUGGGUGAUGCUAUAAUCUAUAACUCUGACUACAUUUGCCUUUAAAUUUUUUAUGUAUUUAUCAUAUUCCUCGGUCAACAUUGUCUAUAUAUGUUAUUGACUCUUAAGUAAAAAAAUAUAAUAAUAUAUAGAAAUAAUAAUUCCUAAAGAUAUUUCCACACUUGUGGUUAACCACUAAAACAUACAAAUAUUUUGGAACCGAACCAAAAAUUAACCAAAAUGUUUUGGUUUACAAGGUCAAGAUCAAACGGUCGAAAUAUGAUUACUUUUUGUUAUCGCUUCUUGAGAAAUUAACCAUUCGAUCAAAAACUAACUAAAAUAUAUAUGACUUAGAAUUUUUUCCUUAUAAAAAUUUUUGUUUUUAACUAUUAAAAAUAUAAAACUGUCGUGAUACGCAAAUUAGUAUAGUCUGGUAUAUACCAUCUACUAAUUUGAUAUUUCAGUUACAGUAAAUUUAUUAUAAACUAUAAUUUAGUAUUGUGGGAGACGGAUUUGACAUCUUUUAACUUGUCUUAACUGAAAUUAACAAAUUGAAAACAAGAAAAAUUUCUAGAAUAAAUGAAACCCACAAAGUAAGCAAAAUCUAUUGAAAAUUAAUAAACCUACGUGCAACUAAAUAAAAAUAAAUAAAUAAAUUCAAAAAAGCCUCGGCGGUAUUAUUCAAUCAAUGAUUUAAAAUCAAUUGUCAAGUAUUUCAAUCAAUUAAACUUUAUUUAAACGUUAUUUUUAGUUAAUGAAUUCUAAAACCUUUGCAGUAUAAUUUGGAUUUAGAUUUGAAUUCUAAAAUUUUUGCAGUAUAAAUUAUAAAAAAAAAUUAUUGUCUAAAUGGAUCGUCUAAUAGAUGAAUUCACUAUUUUAUGAAAAUCGUCGAAUUUAGAUUUAGUUAACGAUAAAAAUCUCUAAAAUAUUUUAAUCAUUAACUAAAAUAUUUAUUAUAUAGUAAAAUAUAAACACAGUUGUGUUAAAAGAAAUUAUUUUAAGCAUCAUUAUAUUUAAAUUAGUAAAAUAUAAUAUAAUAUAAUAUACUUAAUUUAUAUUUAACAAAAAUAAUAUUCUUAAUUCUCUUGAUAUAUUUUCAAAUACAGGAAAACCCGGAUCUUAUUUUUUCAUUAGUUUUUGUUAUAGUUUUGAUAAAACCGAACCGAUGUAUACACCUCUCAUAAAAUAAGAAAGAAAGAAAGAAAAAAAAUAGAAAUCUCUUUAGACAUUUUGGAUGAAGAAAGUUUGACCAUAUAAAUUGUUACCAAAAUAAAAUUGUUGAAUUUUACUAUAAGAACACCAACUCUCUCCUAUGCAGCACCACACAUAUGUUCCUUUUCAUCAUAAUUUUCAGCUAGCUUUCUCUGAAGAAAAGGUUUCUUCUUUACAUCUAUAUGUUUUUUUCUGUCAAACUUUAAUUUAUAUUGAUUGAAGAGAGGAUACUAGAUCACUGUACAAAGGGUUAAAAAACCAUGCAGGUGGAUACAAUUUCGAAGUAUGAUAAAUAAGAUUUGGAGGACCUACUUUAGCUACUAAAUGGGCUGGUUCACGUUCUUCUUCUAGUAUAGUUAAACAAACAAUUUUUUAAUUUUUGACUCCAGACAUAAAUAUCUUUAUGUUUUCGAUUACAACAUUCCAGCAUGAUCUAUUAACAAUUUUGUCUCCUUAAAAAAUGGUUGAUCUUUACAUCUAUAUGUAACUAAGUAAACUAUAUAUUCAAUAAUGAGUGAUUGUGUGUGUUCUUUUUGUUUUAGGUUGUGUGUGUUUCUUGACAUCUCAGGGUUUUCUCCCACAAAAAUGAGUGAUUGGAGUGGAAACUCCAUAGAAAUUUGGAAUCCCCCCAAAAUGAGUGAUUGCGAUGGAAUAGUACGAGCGAUGCUGGAGCAAACCGACAAUGGUCUUAAUUCGAUCAGCCAGAUCUUCCCUAAAACCAACUUAUCCACUAAUCAUCAGUCCGAACAAAGAUCUAGUCUCGGCGAAAGAGUAUCUUCAAGAAUACGAUUUAAUGUUCCACCGCUCGAGACAGAGAACAUCAUGAGUCCAUUUGCUGUUUCUAGAAGCCAGACUAAUGUCCCUUCUCCUCUCAUCGCAGUCUCUCCAGGAUUUAGCCCAUCUGCACUGUUGCAGUCUCCAAAAAAGUUCUCAAAUUCUUUUUCACAGCAUAUCAUUCAGUCUCGAGUCGCCAAUGACGGGCCUCCGGAGAUGGUGGAAAGUUCUGGUGGCGACUAUGCAACCACGACGAUAUUCAACAACGAUGUUCCCCAUCAACCGAUGAACUUUGAUCAUAUGCCUCAUCACGAAGGCUUUUAUGAUAUUCCAACCGAACAGUCUAUUUAUGUCCCAUCUCAUGAAUCUCAUGCUGAUCUCAUUGGUGCACCGUUAGUCACUUCUUUUGAAUCUGAUGAAGUUGCCAAUGAAACCGAUAUCAUGAACAUCAUCUCCCUCGACAGCGAAGACGAGGACGAAGAUUACAAGGAGGACGAAGAAUACAAGGAAGACGAAAAUGUAGAUGAAGAAGAUGACAGUGUUGAUGAGCUUCCACCUCGAAAGAGAAGGAAAUAUGAGGUAUCAGACAUGUUCGGAGCCAAAAGAACAAGAAAGGACGAAAGGGUUAUACUUCGGAUGGAAUGCGAAGAAGACAAUCCUGACGAUGGUUAUCAGUGGAGAAAAUACGGUCGGAAAAUUGUCAAUGGGAAUUCAAAUCCGAGGAGUUACUACAAAUGCACAUACGGUGGGUGCAAUGUGAAGAAACAUGUGGAGAGAGGAGCAGAUGAUGUGAAGUUACUGGUAGUCACAUACGAUGGGAAGCACAAUCACCCAAUACCAACUGGACGCAGUAGCAAUAGAUCCGGUCCAAGAAACCGUUCCGGCUUUUCAGUGUCUCAAACCCCUCGGUUAGGCAGGCUUCCUUCUUCCUCUUCGGCCUGUCAGUAUUGCUAUUCUUCUUUGGAGCCACACCCUGAUAUGGCAUUGCUCUAUAUGACUGGACUCUCUAAGCUGCAGAGUUUUCCGGUUAACCAUAAUCAUGGUUUUAUGUACCGGCAUGAUGAACCGAUUAUUGAUCGUGUGAUACCCGACGGUACAGAGGUGUACAAUGGGAUGAAGGAUCGACUAUUGCCUAACUUUGGUUUCAACUUUUAGAUUGCAAACUUUAACAUAAAAAUAAUAAAAAGAUGCAAACCCUUUUUUAUAUCCUUAUCAGAUAUACAAUCAUGUAGAAGAUAUACAAAAUCUUGUGUUCAUCCCCUUUCAUUAUGAUUUUUACUGCAUAUUACUCUUUGAGUUGAUCUAUUAAUUUAACAGUUGGAAAUGGUUAUUCCAGAUAAGCUUGUAUAUUGAACAUGAACUAUUAUAUCAUAGCAUAUAUAUUGUUAUGGGUAUAAGUUUAAAUAAUUUUUUUCUUAUGUACAUUAAAACAUUUAUAAAUUAAUACCCGAUUAAUUAAUAAAUAAGCUAAAUUAAUUUAAAAAAAAAAACAAAAUUGGUCAUGAAUUGAGCCAGUUCAAAAUAUAACACAAAUCGAUAAGAUAAUAAAAUUAUAAUUUUCAAAAAUCUUUUGUAAAUAUAUAGUCCUAUUAAAAUCAUGAAUUGAUAAUUUUUAUAUAUAAAGUUUAUAUAAGUACAAACAAAACAUCAUAUUAUGUGUUUUAUAUUAACAAUGGAGUUCAUCUUUAUUUUUCUCUUAACACUUCAAAAGUAUUCAGAUAAUAUUAGUAAAAUUAUAUCUAUAACCACAUGUAAUUCUAUGAAACAUAUUUUGUAUACACUAAAUAAUAUAAUAAGACAAUAUAAAAGUAGAAUUUCUAAAAUUUAAUUAAUGUAUAUAAGGUAAAACUAAUGUUUUAUUUUAUAAAAAUAGAAAAUUCUAAAAAUGAUUUUUUUUUAAAUUAAGAAAUUUAGAAAUUAAUAAAAUAUCACAAUCUCAAACAAUAUUAAUUUAUAGAAAAUUUUGUCCAAUUUCUCUUAUUUAUAUGAUUUUCCGCUAACUUACUAUCUUUUUUUCUUGUAAAAACAUAUUUUAACCGCUGACAAAAAACCAUAUGUUAACAGUUAACCGAUACUCAUUAAAUUAAACUAGAAGUUUAGAAAAAUUUUUGAAGCUAGAAGCAUUUGCAAGUGAAGUUUCUCAUCCUUUUUUUUUAAUAAUACAAUAAUUUAAAAAAAUUAGAAAGCGGGAGUGAAAAGGUAGAAAAAUGAAGAAUAUUUUAUUGUAUAUAUAUAUAUAUAUAUAUAUAUGUAUAUAAACUCUCUUACAUUACGAGAGACUCAUAAACAUGUCUCAACUUGCAAUUGAUUUUAUUUAUUUUAUAUUUAAGUUUAUUUACUUAACAAAACUAGAUUAUUAUUAGUGAUGCUUUAAGUCUACUCUUAAAUUUUUAUUAUACAAUAGUUUCUCCUAUGCAUUAAACUCCAAAAUAUUAUACCUACAUAUAGUUCUUUUUUUUAUGAGCAUGUGAUAUUUAGAUCAUCGUAACAUGAUGUUAGAACGUCCAACUAAUCAUAUGAAAUCAAUGUUUUUGUUUUUAAAGAAAUCAAUUUUUUUUAAGAAAUCAAUUUUUUUUGGGAGAAAGAAUCAAUGUCUUUUUGACAAGAAUUUUGGCAAAUCCAUCAGAUAUAAAGAUAUGAGCCAAUGUGCAAAAAAUUGUUCUCCUGGAAAAUCACCAGGGAAAAAGAAUCUAAUAGGGGGUUAAUGGGAGAAAAAAUUGUGUAAAAUUUUGAAUUUUUAAAGUUUUAUGUAUUAAGAAAAUAUGUAUAGGCUGACUUACAAAAUUUGAUCAUAACUUUUCUAGAUUGCUACUUCAUGAAUUUAUAUUAUUUUUUUCAAUCAUUUACUUUGUUAUUAAAUAUAUGGCUGAAAAAUUUCUUUGGAUGAUCCUAACAAGUUUUUUUAAUCACAAAUAUAAAAUAUUUCAAAAAAAUAUAAAAAACAAAUUCCAAAGUUUAUAAUUUGAAAACUCUAUAAUUGUUUUUAUUGAAUGAUAAAAACAAUAAAAUAUAAUUAUACAUUCAAAAGGUAAUUAUAUAAAAUGUAUUUAAUUAUGAUUUUAGACAUAUAAUUUGGAAUGAAGGUGCAAAAGACAUUUGGCAAGAAUGAUUAUUUUGUUUUUUAGACUUUUCUGUCACAUAGAGUUUAUAAAUCUUAUGGAUACACAUGAUAUUUUGAAAGUUAUGUGUUAUGAGUAAAAAUGAUUUUGAUUAACAAAAGAUUUUAAUCGAUUUUCAAAAUUCUCUAACUAAUAACGAGCGAUUUUAUUAAGAUUGUUAAAAUGAAUGAGUCAAUACUAUAUAAUCUCAAAAUUUCCUUAAGUCGGUGAAAAUCCAUUUGCCAAUAACCCCUAAGCUUUAUCAAAGAACAAAUAUCCAAAAUACAUUCCUAAAUCGUAAUACUUAUCUUGUACGUGGCUGUGGGCUUUGUCAAUGUUCUCUUUUUUUCUUUUUUUUUUUUGUGUGGCCAAUGGUCUAAUCGUUACAUAUGUGUAUAUAUGGCUAUAUUUUUGCAUUUGCCAUAUUCUUUGAUUUUAUUUUAUUUUGCAUUUGCCAUAGUCUUUGGUCAACAUUUUUGUUCCAGUUUCCACAUUUGUGUUGACCACAAAAAAUACAAUUAUUUUGGAAGAUUAACCAAAAAUUAACCAGAAUAUUUUUGGUUUACAAAGUCAUGACCAAAUUGGUGUAAGAUUAUUAUGUCUAUAUAUGCGGACAAAACACAUAGUUUUAGUAAACAUAAAUCAACGUGGUGUUAGCUAAAUACAGUAAAAACUCUAUAAAUUAAUAAUUUUAGAAUUAUGAUAAUUUAUUUAUUUAUAAAAUUCUUAAUUUUAAAAAAAAAUUCAUUUUCUAGAUUUAUAGUUUUGGAAUAUUUCUUUAAAGGCUAACAGUAUUUUAUUUCACAAUAUCAUAUAUAUUAUUUAAACUUUAAAAUUUUGAAUUUUUUUAAAUUAUAUUAUUUGAUAUAUUUUAUGUAUGUUAAAUAUGUAUGAUAACAUUUAUGUUUUAUAUGUAAUUAGAUAAAGUGACACCAAAAUAUUGAAAAUGAAAAUUAAAAUUAGAGAUUAAUUCUUUUUUAAUACAAACAAACAAUAAAAUGCUUUAUUUAUAGGGAGAAUUUGCUGAAUAUUCAUAAGAGGCAAAAGAAUAAAGAAUAUGUCCAUACUACAGUAAUUCAGGACGGAUUGGACAAUUUGCACAUAAAUUUGACUGAAAUCUCCCUUCAGACGCGUGUGCAUAAUAUCGACACUCUAAAGCUAAAAUUGUCAUACUAUACUACAUAUCAUAUAGUAUAGGCACAUAAAUGGUUUAAUCAGUUACAAGGUUGAGUUUCAUCAUUUACGUAACUAUACUCUACAUGUUUACGACAUAGUUUAGAAUACUUGACAAAAACAUAAAUUAUGUUAUGCCCACAAUGCUUUACAAAUUUGGGGGAGAGGAUCAAAAAUAGUGGUAACAUACAUAGCAACCGUAUUAGGAAUCAAGUUUACAAAAAACAGGCAUGUUCACCAAAGAAGAGAACAUAUAUGCACGCAUGUCCAUGUAUGGAAAAAGGUUGGCGUAUAACUAUACUAUAUUCAAUAUAGUAUGGUAACAUCAGAUUUGAGUGUUUUUAUCCAAACAAGCUGAACAAAAUUGAACAAAGGGGAAAUCAACAACUAGUUUACUACGGGCGUUAGUUUGGGUUAAAUGCGGAGUCUUCAACUGCAUACGUCCUAACUGCAGCUUCAAAUGCGUUUUCCGUGUGACUAUACUUUUUAGUGCUCUCAUAUAGUAUAUGAGAUAAAAGUUUUACUCUGAACUUUUAUCAGAAAGUAUGUUUCUCGUCGUUUUGCCUUUAACCCCGUUUAACCAGAUCUGAGAACUAAACGGUGGUUUCGAUUUCAGAUAACACACAAACAAAUUGGAUUGCUUAGACACUGAUGACAUGUCCACUACAACUAUUAAUUCAAAAGACACGGUGAGAAAAGGUUAAGAGAUCACAAGUAGUGGCAACGGUGGUAGAAGAGAAAACGGUAGAGAUUGUCUCAACAAUGGUGGAAGAGGUGAUGGUGGUGAAGGAUCAUAUAAUCCACAACGGCGGUAGUGGAAGAAAAAACAGUGGAGAUGAUGACAAAAAAGAUGGAAGCGCGGAUAGUGUAGAAGAAUGAAAUAAUUGGCAACGGCGAUUGUGGUGAUGUUACAAACAGAGGUGAUUAAAGCGGAAGAAAGUGAAAUGAUCAAAGAUAAAAUAGAAAAAAUUAUAAACAGAGAGAAGAAAAAUAUAGGUGGUGCGUGCGUGUGGUAUCAAGUGUAAAGUUGCAAUUAAUACAGAAUAUACACAGAAUAUCAUAGCCAAAGUAGUGUUAUGAAUAUAAACUUUAUUUCGAUUUUUCUUAUGUAUAUGUGCUGCAAUUCCCUUAUUUAUAAUAUAUAUGGUCAUUAUUAAUUAUGAUUUUAAUGUGACCAUGUAUUUAGUUAAUAUUUUUUAAAAUAUUAUUAUCUUAUCGAAUUAUGUCAUAUUUUAUACUGGUCCAACUUAAGAUCAGAAAUAUUUAUUAACUUAUAGUGUUUAUUAAUUUAACGAGUAUUAGUUUAUAGAGUAUUAUAUAAUGUAAAAAUAGUUAAUCUUUAAUUAAAAAAACUGCAUAUUCUAAAACUGAUUUAAAUGUACGCAUAACCUAGGCUAAUUCUUACAAAUUAACUAUUAAUAAAAUAAUAUUAUGGUGAUAUACUAUCUAGCUUAAUCUGUUAUAUCUAUACUAUUAUUUAAGAAUUGAUUUUUUUGAUUUGUCAACUUCUCUAUGAUUUUAGAUAUCUUAUAUAUUAAAACAGAAGUCACAACCUUGAUUCAUGUGUGAUUUUUUUUAAGAUAGACCUAAUAGACAUAUUCCUAGAAAGUCAUAUUAUAUUUAAUUUCUAAUCUUAUCAUUUAAAUUUUGGGUAUAACAGAAACGUUUAUUGGGCUAUCAAUAAUUGGAUUUAAACAAUAAAUGAUUCAUUGCAUUUAUAGAUAGUAUAAAUUAAACAGAUAUAAUUUAAUGUUGUAAUACUAUAGCUCCAUAUGUUAAUUAUUUAAAUAUUUGUUGAUGUUAACUUUUAAAAUUAUAAA